AUGAAGAAUCGAUUUAAUACAUAUGAUAUUAUGUGCAUGAUCACAGAACUGCAAAGAUUGAUUGGUAUGCGAGUAAACCAAGUGUAUGACAUAGACAACAAGACUUAUGUGAUUCGACUGCAACGGUCCGAGGAAAAGAGUGUGCUGCUUCUGGAGUCUGGCAACCGGUUUCACACCACACAAUUUGAAUGGCCCAAGAAUUCUGCGCCCUCAGGGUUUACUAUGAAGCUCCGCAAACAUCUCAAAAACAAGCGUUUAGAGAAACUGUCACAGCUGGGCAUAGAUCGUAUUGUCGACCUGCAGUUUGGCAGCGGAGAGGCAGCAUAUCAUGUUAUACUGGAAUUAUAUGACAGAGGAAACAUUGUACUCACUGAUUAUGAGUGGACCAUACUCAAUGUGCUCCGACCGCAUGUCGAAGGUGAUAAAAUAAGGUUUGCAGUUAAAGAGAAAUAUCCUCUAGACCGAGCGAAAACCAGCUAUCAGGCGCCAUCGCCAGAAGAACUACAGAAAAUACUAACGAACUGCAAACCUGGAGACAACCUCAAGAAAAUAUUGAAUCCGAAUUUAGAAUAUGGUGCAGCAAUUAUUGACCACGUCCUAUUAGAAAAUGGUCUGGCCGGCAACAUGAAGGUAAAUAAAGAAGCUGGUAAAGGCUUCCAGGUGGAGCAGGAUCUUGAGAAGUUGGUGAAGGCACUGCAGCAGGCGGAACAGUUGCUAGAUACUGCUAAAAGUGUGAUUGCCAAGGGUUACAUUAUCCAGAAGAAAGAAGAGCGGCCUAACCCCUCCGGUCAAGAGAGCGAAUACCUCUUCACCAACAUUGAGUUCCAUCCACAAAUCUUUGCUCAGCACCAGAGUCUGCCACAUGCAGAAUACGAGACCUUCGAUAGAGCCGUGGACGAGUUCUUCUCCACUCUUGAAGGCCAAAAGAUAGAUUUAAAGACAGUGCAAAUAGAACGCGAAGCUAUGAAGAAACUCCAGAACGUUCGCAAUGACCACGAGAAACGAGUCACAGAACUGGUACAAGUACAGGCCGUGGACAAGCACGCCGCUGAGCUCAUCUCCAGGAAUGAAACCCUCGUUGAGCAGGCCAGGGUGGCAGUGCAAACGGCUAUUGCUAACCAGAUGGGAUGGGAGGACAUAAAACUCCUCGUAAAAUCAGCUCAAGACAACAACGAUCCUAUCGCCAGCUGUAUAAAAGAGCUGAAGCUGAAAACCAAUCACAUCACACUGGAGCUCUCGGACCCUUACGACGAGGAGCUGGAGCCGUUGUGUGUGGAUAUCGACCUCUCGCUCACCGCCUUCGCUAAUGCCAGGAGAUACUAUGACCAGAAGCGGAAUGCGGCUAAGAAACAGCAGAAGACACUAGAGUCGGCCGGUAAAGCGCUGAAGAGUGCUGAACGCAAGACAAAACAGACGUUGAAGGAAGCUCACACCGUGAGCAACAUCAUCAAAGCGCGCAAGACCUACUGGUUCGAGAAGUUCUUCUGGUUUAUAUCUUCUGAUAAUUACCUGAUAAUCGCCGGUCGUGACCAGCAACAGAACGAGUUGUUAGUGAAGAGGUACCUUCGCGCCACAGACCUGUACGUGCACGCCGAGCUGUCCGGCGCCUCCUCCGUCAUCAUCAAGAACCCUGGAGGGGGAGAAGUGCCUCCCAAGACGCUCGCUGAGGCUGGACAGGCAGCCGUUGCCUACAGCGUGGCGUGGGAAGCCAAGGUGUUGACCCGCGCGUGGUGGGUGCACGCCCACCAGGUGUCCAAGUCCGCCCCCACGGGGGAGUACCUCACCACCGGUUCCUUCAUGAUUCGGGGGAAGAAGAACUACCUGCUGCCUGAACACCUGCAGUUUGGUUUCAGCUUUAUGUUCAGGCUAGAAGACAGCUGUAUCGAACGUCACAAAGGCGAGAGGAAAUCAGUCGCUCUCGAAGACAGGUCUGACGUCACAUCCUUACAAGAUCAGGAGGAAGUAGAAAUCGUUGUAUCUGAUGAUGACGAAGAUGAAAAACCAGACGAGACGAAACUAGACGUUAUUACGGAGGAGAAUACGACAGCAAUAGAAGAUUCAGGAGAAGACUUAGGAGAGGAGAAGAAGACGGAAGAAGAGAAUGAGAAGACAGAAGACGAGAAUGAGAAGACAGAAAAAGAGAAUCAGAAUGACAAAGAUGAGGAUGAUUCGGCGAGCGAAAAUGAGUCGUCGGAAGAUGACUUACCUGAUACACAUAUAAAGGUAGAUCACGGCACGGGACAUGUUACCUUGCAGAACCAGAUAUCUAGAACUAUAUCGGAGAUUUCAGACAAAAAUGAAGAACAACUCCCAUCCUUUCCGUCGUUACCAAAGAAGGGCGGCAAGAAACCUCAGAAGGAGACCAACGUUCAGAAGACUAAAGAAGAGAAGAGUGACGACAAGAAAUUAAAGCGAGGUCAGAAGGGAAAGCUAAAAAAGAUGAAGAAGUACAAAGAUCAGGAUGACGAAGACAGGGCUUUGAUGAUGCAGCUUCUGCAGGCGCCAACACCUGGAAGAGAAAAGAAAAAGGCGCAGAAGAAGGCCGCUGCACCUCAGAAGAGUAAGGGCGGUAAGGGUACUCCGAAGAUACCCCAACCUGCCCCACUCAUACUGGAGGCGGAGUCUGACGCCGAGGAGCCAGAACCAGACGCAGAGGCUGAUCAGACGGGUCCAGACGCGGACGCAGAGAUGCUGUGCCAGCUCACAGGCUGCCCCUUUGCCGAAGAUGAACUACUGUUCGCUGUGCCUAUCGUGGCUCCCUACUCCGCCUUGCAUAAUUACAAAUAUAAAGUCAAACUCACACCCGGCGGCAGUAAAAGAGGCAAAGCAGCUAAAACAGCCGUGCAAGUGUUCCUGCGAGACAAGGCCUGCUCUGGGCGCGAGAAGGACCUUCUCAAGGCGGUCAAAGAAGAGAACAUCGCUAGAAACUUCCCUGGAAAAGUCAAGUUAUCUGCCCCACAGCUGCACAAGCAUAAGAAAUAA
Arctia plantaginis is the source of this 2982-nucleotide messenger RNA. The record is from the annotation of a GenBank genome assembly. Lineage: Eukaryota; Metazoa; Arthropoda; Insecta; Lepidoptera; Erebidae.